Messenger RNA from Belonocnema kinseyi, 1707 nucleotides. Its product is annotated as sodium/bile acid cotransporter 7-like. Gene Ontology annotation, cellular component: plasma membrane. NCBI's taxonomy places the organism in Eukaryota, Metazoa, Arthropoda, Insecta, Hymenoptera, Cynipidae. Bases 200 to 1177 code for a protein of 325 amino acids. The transcript has 7 exons. The record is from RefSeq and is a predicted model, not a curated record.
CUUCGACUUCGUACGGACCAUCGAUAUAAUAUUUCUGCCUGGGAUGACAGCCUAGGCCUCUGUCAUAUUUAUUUAAAAAUUAUUUAUAUUAUGAGGAAAGAUGAAUAACCUAUCUCCAAUGCCACUGAAAAUCGUGGGCUUUUAAACAUUCAAUAAUUAUAUGAUGAUAAUUGUUAACUGAAUAUUCACAAAGAUAAAUAUGAGAAAGAAAAAAAAUGGCAAGGAGCUUGUGCAUCGCUACGGAUUUUUCAUGCUGAUGCUUUUAUGCAUUCUUUUUGCAUCGCUCAGCUCAAAAUUUGGCGGUGCUAAAGGAAAAAUAAAUGGAAACAUAGUGAUUUGGUAUUUCGCAGUGCCUUUGACAUAUUUUGAAGCAGGGUUGUCCUGCAGCCCUAAGGCACUAUAUUCCUCCUUAACCGAUGGUUACCUUUUGAUAUAUUUAAUAUUAUUUAUGUAUUUAUUAAUGCCACUUUUGGCUAGAAUUAGUAGCUGUAUUCUGACUUACGUACAAGUAAACAUCUGGCUACUGAAAGGAAUGGAAGUUCUUUACUGUAUGCCACCCCCAUUCAGCACAAGCCUCGUUUUGAGUAGAGUAGCUCAUGCAGAUUUACCGACAAGUGUCAUUACCACGCUCGUUUCUCAUUUCGUUGGACUAUUUUUAUCUCCAAUUGUACUGUACUUCAUGUUAGGGGCAUCAACACCACCCCUGGUUGGUAUCAACAUCAAGGAAAUACUUUACAGUACUUUACUGCCUCUUGGAUUUGGUAUUACUGUGCAGAUGUCCUUCAUAAGCAAUUCUGAAGAUUUUGAACAUAAAUUUCGAUGGCUUUCCCAGGGAUUAUUAUUGCUCACGGCUUAUCACUGGUUUUGUGAUGCUGUUGUUAUCGAGGCUUCCUCCUUACAAGCAGUUGAUGUGUUACUUUGUGUACUCAUUGCUUGCCUGGGUCAAAUUCUGAUAACUAGCAUCUGCUGGAUUUUAUGCUCUCAAUGGUUGCCACGAAACGUCUUACUAGCAGCAUUAUUUACCAGCACACACAAAUCUGUUGGACUUGGAGGAUGGCUUUUGCGAGGAGCAUACCAUGGAUCAGUUCAAGGUCCAGCAAUUAGUUUACCCUUAUCAGUUUUGCCCGUCGCUCAAUUAUUACUCGGUACUUUAUUAGCCAGUUUUCUAGCACCCUAAGUAUGCCUUUAAGAAAAAAAAAGGUUUGCCUUCGAUUCUAUCGAAUUUUACUCUCCUCAUAGACUGAGAUAAUAAGUAGAUCUUCGAAACAAGUUUAUAGAAAUGUGAUACGUUUUCCCUAAUCACCAUCCCUAGAAUUUAGAUAGAUGAGUACAAGGCCUUCCAACUUUAGAAUAGAGUAAGAAAUUAUGAUCUUAGAAAUGAUUAAAGAAUAGAUUAACUAUAAAUAAAAUCUGUUUGAUAUCGGGAAAAACAUGGAAUUCAAAGACUUGUAUACUUGAUACUUGUUUGAGGUAUCAAACUGUUUUAUUUUCAAAGUUCUCACUAUCAGGGUCAUUUGAUUUGCCCUUUAAGAAUAAUAUGAAUCCUUACAUAAAUACAGAAUCUAAAAUAGUUCUAAAUACGCGCAUUAAAAUGUAGCUUGUACUUAGGACUUAUCUCUCAACUAAAACGUGCCAUUUACUGAAUUACUCUAGAUUAUAAUAAGUAUUUUUAACACUCGCUUUACAUCAAACCUCUUGUAAAUAUCA